AUGAUAUUGGAAUUACAUGUUUGGGGUGACGACGAGUUGUCGAUAAUAGAACCCGAAUGCAUUGCUGCUGCAUGGCUACUAAGUAUACACUUGGUGCCGCAGAAGGUGAAGUUCAGGAUUGUCAAGUCCAACAACACCAAUCUUGCCGAGUCAGAGAGAUUGCCGCUUCUAAUAGCGCCAUUUGCCGAUGCUUACACGAAAGUUGAAGGAUUCACUGAGAUUGCUAAUUACAUUUCCACACAGUAUCCGUUGGAUUCUACCAAGUUUGUACCUGACGGAAAGCUUUCACCCAAGGACCAGUUGAUCAACUCGUGCCUUCAGAGCUAUGUCAGGAAGACAUUACAUAACGUUCAUCAGUAUAACUUGUACGUUAACACGAAGAACUACGAGAAUUAUACCAGAAAAUUGUUUCUGCAUUACCUUCCGUUCCCAAUGAUGUAUAACCAGCCUUUGAAGUUCCACAAGAACGCUUGUGAGCAGGUGAAGCUUAUUGGACUUGGGAAUAACAAAUCUGGAUUCUUUAGUUUUGGAGGUGGCGGCGAAGAUGAGGUUGGCGACACAGAGCUCGUCAAUGACGACGAAGACGAAGAGUCCCAACCUGUCGCCAUUAGUGCCUUGCAUGAAAAGAUGCUACUUGCUAAAUCCAAAGACAAGACAAUUAUGAGAGAGGCGAGAAACUCAUUUAGGUGUGUGGCUCUUUUCCAUGGCUACAUCCAGCAUCUCAUGAAACUCUUUGAUGAAUUGAACCCAUCGCUGCCGGUUGAAUAUGCUUACCUUUUCAAGUCCAAGAAGAUCUCUUCAUCUGAGCUUCUUUUAUACGCUUACAUCUACACCCUUACUUUCAACGGACUCCCAGACCAAAACAUUGCAGAACACUUGAAGACGGAGUUCCCAGCAUUCUGGAAAUUUGCAACCACCAUCAUCACUGCCCUUCAAGACAACUUGAAACCUGGAAACCUACGAACCGCGAAGGGCAAAGAAGUGCCUUCGUUAUGGAACGAAAUCGGGUCUCUUGUUGGUCUUAUUCUGUAUAAGGAGCCAUACUAG
Candidozyma haemuli is the source of this 1047-nucleotide messenger RNA. It is a transcript of the gene SAM37, whose product is annotated as SAM complex subunit. Gene Ontology annotation, cellular component: SAM complex. Gene Ontology annotation, biological process: mitochondrion organization. The record is from RefSeq and is a predicted model, not a curated record. The transcript has a single exon. Lineage: Eukaryota; Fungi; Ascomycota; Pichiomycetes; Serinales; Metschnikowiaceae. The coding region runs from base 1 to 1047 and encodes 348 amino acids.